CGUGCGCUGUCUCCAUGGAGAGAGGAGCGUCCUGCCGCGCGCAUGCGCUAUGGAGCGGGGAGGCGGCUGCGGCGGGGUCUGCGGCCCGGGCCGCGGGCAGCGAGAGCCCUUGGGGAGAGCUCUGACGAGCCGUGUGGGUCCCAGAUGCCAUGGGGAGACGCCACAGGGCAGAGUCCAGGGUGACGGGCCUGAGGGGCUCCCGUGCCGCGGUGAGACACCGACAGCCACCACCAAGAGGCUCCAGGAGAUGUCAGCCACAGACAAGCCGCCCCAGGAGAUAUCAGACACAGAUGAACUGCCUGCUGUGGCCCUACCAGUUGUGCCCGACAGGGAACCAUCUCCAGAGACUCAGAAGGGUCCCUCUAGGAUCAAGCUGCCUCCCUGGCUUGGAAAGUGGGGGACUAGCCCCGAGAAGGAUUCCUCCACUGCAGUGCCGGCACUACCCCCCACCCCACCCACACCAGCAGAGAAGCCCAGCCAGUCAGUGCCCCAGCGGAGCCGUGUGACCCGUGACUGGCAGAAGGAGAUAAUUGUGGAUCCCCUGGACUCUCAGCUAGGGGAAGAUUUGGGCAGUGAGGACUUCCAGCAUGGCUACCAUGGUCUGCCGAUCCACCAGUUUCUCUCCUCACUCACUGACAGCUCCUCCCCGAAGGACUGCCCACCUCUUAGAGUCCUGCUGGGGCAAGGGCAGUGGAAGGCCACACUGGCAUCCAUGCUCUAUGAGAAAUACAGUAAGGAGACGGAGGAGGAGAUCAGCCCUCCCCCAAGGCGCAUGGAAUCUAUCUCCACCACGCACAAUGACUACCGUGCCAUGGGCUUCCAGUCCACACCCCAGCCCACCACCCAGCCUCACAACUACUUAACUGAGGAGCCAACCAGCUUCUGGCUGGAGCAAGCCCAUGGACUGCCGGGUGUCACGCCCUUCUUCGGCAGAAACAUUCCCUUCAAGAGGAAUGCAGCCUUCUCCACUCCCAUUACCUUGUACUUAGGGCAUCCUGAGCCCUUCAACCUCUGUGACCCCUACGACCCCCUGAGCAGCCAGCUCCAGCCCCACAAGCAAUAAAAAAAAGGGGGACUUAUGUGGUCCCAGCAUCCUUUCCCACCCC
Molecule: messenger RNA, 1106 nt
Organism: Oenanthe melanoleuca
Lineage: Eukaryota; Metazoa; Chordata; Aves; Passeriformes; Muscicapidae
Gene: SPAG8
Product: sperm associated antigen 8
Exons: 7
Coding region: 50-1063 (337 amino acids)
Biological process (GO): positive regulation of transcription by RNA polymerase II
Cellular component (GO): nucleus; cytoplasm
Molecular function (GO): microtubule binding
Source: RefSeq, a predicted model, not a curated record